CCAAACUCUCGGCCUCUCUAUCAAUCUCUGAGAGAGUGAGAGAGGAGUAAAGCGAACGCCAAGGCCAACUCUUCCACCAGACGCGACACUCCGUUAGGAGUCGAUCCCACUUUCUACGUCGACCGCCGCACCCACCCCCGCGUCCAUCCAUCGCUAUAAGACCCCACCGUCGUGGCCAUUGCCCCUCGUCGGUAUCCCACGUCGGUCGAGUUUGGAGAUCCUCGGAGGCGCCGGUGACGUGCGUUCUUGGAGUUGAUGCGAUCCUAGUGCCUCCGGCCGCUGCUUGAAGCUCUUCAUCGGGUCUUCGGAACUCUUCCGGCGCUCGAUUAUCCCGCAUUGUGGAUAUCCGUGACGAGUCGGUUGAAUCCGUGCUUUUCUUGUUAAGGGUUUUGGUUACGGAGCGGAUCAUCCGGUGGAUAUUUGGGUCGGGUAGAUGUUGGUCGCGCUUCGAUCUUGAUGUGGCCUAUAAGAUGGGUUCGAGGGUUGGGGAUUGCGGGGAAGGUGAGCUGCAGAAGGAGCUGAUAAAGGAGAUGCUUUGCUGUGUCGAAUGAUGAACUCCGAUACUCCUCUCGAUUACGCCGUGUUCCAGCUCUCCCCCAGGCGGUCACGGUGUGAGUUGUUCGUCUCGGGAAAUGGGAAGACCGAGAAGCUUGCAUCUGGUUUCUUGAAGCCAUUCAUUGCUCAUUUGAAGGUCGCGGAAGACCAGGCUGCUCAGGCAGGCAACUCAAUAAAGCUUGAGGUUGAGAGAGCGAAAAAUAGCAGCUCAUGGUUCAAAAAAGGAACUCUUGAAAGGUUUGUUCGGUUUGUCAGUACACCAGAUGUGUUGGAAUCAGCCAAUACAUAUGAUGCAGAGAUGGCACAGUUGGAAGGGGCCAGGAGAAUAUAUUCACAGGGUGCUAGAGAUCCGCUUUCUGGGACAUUGGGUGAAGAUGACACAGCUACUGAAGCAGCUGUGGAUACAACAAAAAAGGAGCUUAUAAGAGCCAUUGAUGUGCAGCUUAUCACUCUUAAGCAAGAUCUGGCCACAGCUUGUAGUCAUGCAUGCUCUUCUGGAUUUUCUGUUGAAAAUGUCUUGGACCUUCUAUUCUUUUCUGAAUAUUUUGGUGCGAAUCGUCUCAACGAGGCAUGCAACAAUUUCAUUUCGCUUUGUCAAAGGUGCCCUGAACUUAUUGAUCACCACCAGCAGUCACAAUCUCUGCCUCCACAUUUGAAAAAUCUUGACAACGGGAAUGUUAGAUCCUCCUCAAGCUCAGACAUGUCAAUAGAUGAACCAGUAAUAGAGCACAUUGGUGCUGGUAUACCACCUGAUGGUGGUGGUCUUCAGGUUGACAUGCCUAGUAUUAGUCAACCGUCACUGCUGAAUACAACAAAGUUAUCAGGCACAUCUCAGCAGGUCAAGCUCAAUGGGCAGCACUUAAAAGGGGCAGUAUUGGAGAAUAUUCCUUCAUCAGCCAAUUUUCCAGCUCAGCAAGACGGAGGGAAUUUUAGGCAACUUAGUGUGAAGGACCGGAUCAACCUCUUUGAAAGCAAACAGAAAGAACAAUCAGCAAGUUCUAGAAAUAUCAGCACAGAAGGUGUUGUUAAAAGGGUAGUAUCAGGUAAAGGGGAGCAUAGGAGGCUCUCUUCUGAUGUUUCAGAGAAGUCAGUAUUGAGAAGGUGGAGUAGUGCCAGUGACAUGAGCAUUGACCUUAGCAGCAGCAACUGUAAAAGUUGUAAUGACCAGACAGAAAGUGGGAGUACUGCUGGAACUCCUACAUCUGUCAAUUUGCAGCUUCAGUCAAGAAAUAAAACUGAAGAGACUGAUGCUACUGGUUUUACCAUGACAUCACAAUGCUGGUUGGAUCUUAAAGAAAGCACCACAGGAACUUCUGCUUCUUCUUUGUCAUUGUCACAGUCACAGUACAAAGGUUUUCAAGGUGAUAGAGAUUGUACUGAGGAUGAAAGCAUCAAGUCCUCGACAACUAAGAACAGACCAGUCUUGGAGAAGGGGCAGGGCACAUGUGACCUGAGUACUUCUGCCAGCAGGAUGGAGUACUGUGGAUUGGGUGAUCAAGAUGCCUUUUGGGCCAAUGCAAAAGGUUUUUCAGCUGGAAAUAGUGCUAGCUCAAAAGAUUUUGCAGCAUAUCACAUCCAAUCAAAAGCAGAGGAUCAUUUGCAAAUUGAAGACCGGGCAACUUUGCCAGACAUAUCAAAAGCUUCAUCAGCUGUGACUGAGCAGGUUAGAUGGAAAUAUCGAGAAGGACUGCAAUCCCAAACUAGGGAGGCUCCUUAUGGAGCAGAUGCUGUUGGGUUAAAGGAUCAAACAAAGGUAGCUAACCAAUUACAAACAUUUGGGAGAACAGUAGAUCCUGUCGGGAAUACAAAAGGUUGGUCACAUUCCCAGGUUCAGUUUGAAGAUUUAUCAGUUUUGUCUUCAGAGGUUAAUCUUUUGGCUUCGCAAUCUCAGGGAAAAACAUUUCCUGUUGACAUAGAGGAAGCAGGUGGAAGAAAUGCAGCCGCCUCUUCUGCAACUUCUGGCUCUUCUCUACUUGUAACAAAUGAUGGUAUCAAUCACCAGGGAAUACACUGGCAUCAAUCAUCUGCUUAUGAGAGAGGUGCAGAUGAAAUAGCUGAUACUGAAAUAAACCACAUGUCUGCUUUUCCUGUAAGGAAGACCAAGGAAAAGAUGGAUAUAGUUGAACCACCUUCUGCACAUUUGAUGGAGCAGAAUCAGGUGGUGAGGUCAUCAAAAGGAAUUCAAGCGUUAAAUGAUGAAUUACGUACCAAGGCUAAUGACUUGGAAAAACUUUUCACUGAACAUAAGCUUAGAACUGUCACUGAGCAAACAGCUUCCUCUCGAAGAAGCAGACCUCUGGAUGUCCAGGAGGAUCGUGUUCCCGUGGUUGUUGAGAAAAGAAAUGCAGUGACACUUUUUGAUCAGUUGCCUGAGAACCCUCUGAGGGAGACUUCUAAGUAUGAUGUAGACUUUGAUGCCAAUUUCCUGUUGAAAAUGGUAGGCAACGUGGAAUAUGGUAAUAAUACAAAUCAAAAGCUUAGUACACAAAGUUCAUCAGAUGAUUUCAGAGGAAAAUUGUACUAUAAAUACAUGCAAAAACGGGAUGCAAAACUAAGGGAAGAGUGGGGAACAAAAAGUGCUCUGAAGGAAGCAAAAAUGAAGGCAAUGCGUGACAGCCUAGAAUGUAGUCAAGCUGUGAUGAAUUCCAGAUAUUCAGGAUCUGCUGAUAGACAGAGUACAAGCUACACUAGUCGCCGUGCAGAAAAGCUGAGAUUUUUUAGCAAUUGUUUAAGAAGUAAAAACCAGGCAAUUGAGUCUGUUGAGGAAAUGAAAGAUCCGGAGGAACCAUGUGAACAAUUUGGUCAUGGUCAAAAUACAUCCCACAAUGAUCCCUUUGAUGAUAAUUCUUCUAAAGAUACUAACUCUGUAAAGCUUCCAUCUAAGAAAACUUUGUCUUCUUCCACCCUGCAGACCAUAGAAACUUCAGUGCCAAAGCUUUCUGUAAAAUCUACCAAAUCAGUUUCCGUAAAACACAGAAGUCAAACUGAAAAUCCUCUUGCUGAAAUGCUCCCUGACUUCUCUGACUUCAGAAAGGAAAAUGCAAAACCAUCUGCAGCAAAUAACAGGGUAAAUUCACGAGAGAAAACAAAGAUACUUUCUCGAAGCAAGAACAUAAUUGCGGAGACUAAACUUGUCAAGGAAGAGAAGCCACAUAGGUCUCAGUCCAUGAGAAAAAGUACCGCUGGUCCUGGUGAAUUCAAGAGCCUUUCUCCUCUCAAUUCUGGUAGCACUGAUUUCACACCCUUAGAUUUUUCCAAGGGACAAAUGGAUGCCAAUUUUAUGAACAAAGUGCAGAAGAGUGGGGAGUUCAGAGCAAUCCUCAGGAAAGAGAAAGGUACAGUUCCUGGUUUAGGAGCCAAUAUAUAUAAACCUAAAGCUUCUAAGGUCUCUGAGGUGAAUAAGAAUGGAGAGGAUUCUAAGGAUAUAUUUCAUAGAGAGGACUCACCUGGCCUAGUUAAAGAUGUAAUGGAGGUGGAAAAAUCGUCUGCCGAAGGAAAUGCUGAGGCUGCAGAUUUUCCUGUUGACUCAGAUAGCGAAAAUCCAAGAUACAUUGAAGAAUAUGAAGGCAAUGAUGAUUUUGGAUCAAAAAAUGAUGCUAAAAAAUCUCUAUUCCAAGAAGCUUUCGACACAGUUCCUGUUUCUCCUGAGUUUAGUAUUUCUUCAGAAAAUGUACAAGAGUCAUCAGGUCCUCAGUCAUGGAACCCAUGCCUCCAUUUAUCUUAUUUAUAUGAGGUAUCGGAUAUUGAUGCUUCUGUAGAUUCACCUGUAGGAAGUCCAGCAUCAUGGAAUUUAUACCCGCUGAACCAAAUAAUGGAGGCAGAUGUUUCUCGAAUGAGAAAAAAAUGGGGAACUGCUCUAAUGCCUAUGAUUGUUGCUAACACAUCCCAACAGUCACACAUGGAUGCCACAAAAGGGUUUAAACGAAUAUUGAAAUUUGGGAGGAAAAGUAGGGGUAUGGACAAUCUAGUCACUGAUUGGGUGUCUGCUUCAACAGCUUCCGAAGGUGAUGAUGACACAGAAGAUGGUUGUGAUUUAGCAGCCCGGCCUAUGGAUGACCUGAGGAAGUCGAGAAUGGGCUACUCACUUCCUUAUGAUGUGUUCAAUGGUGGAUAAAUCUUUCCUGAAAAAGUUCAAUCAUUUUGCCACUUCAUUCCAAACCGUUCUGUAGACUUCAAAUUGAGAGAGGAUCAUCAAACUGGAAGCUCCCUGAAAGCACCACACUCUUUCUUCUCUCUAUCUUCAUUGCGGAGCAAGGAACUCAAGCCUCGGUGAUACUGGGUAACCUAGUAGCUUAUGGCUUCAGUACAUCUUGCAAUUUUUCUAUAAACGCAAUGUGGUUUCUUUGUUGUGUUAUAUGUUAUCCUUCCCUUCCCACUUUGUUCUUCAGUCGUGAUGUUUUGUUGUAGAAUUGGAUGUCUAGAAUCUGCUAGGAUAACUUGCCAAUUGGCACGGCGAUGUUGUUUGGCCUGAGGUGUCAUCCUUUUUCCACUUGUAGCAU
Musa acuminata subsp. malaccensis (wild Malaysian banana) is the source of this 5054-nucleotide messenger RNA. NCBI's taxonomy places the organism in Eukaryota, Viridiplantae, Streptophyta, Magnoliopsida, Zingiberales, Musaceae. The record is from RefSeq and is a predicted model, not a curated record.